Messenger RNA from Purpureocillium takamizusanense, 243 nucleotides. RefSeq lists its product as uncharacterized. Lineage: Eukaryota; Fungi; Ascomycota; Sordariomycetes; Hypocreales; Ophiocordycipitaceae. The coding region runs from base 1 to 243 and encodes 80 amino acids. Gene Ontology annotation, molecular function: iron-sulfur cluster binding; NADH dehydrogenase (ubiquinone) activity. The transcript has a single exon. Gene Ontology annotation, biological process: mitochondrial respiratory chain complex I assembly; aerobic respiration; electron transport coupled proton transport. The record is from RefSeq and is a predicted model, not a curated record.
AUGGCUCCCGCGGUACGGCAGUGCUACGACCAGAUGCCGGACCCUAAAUGGGUCAUCAGCAUGGGUAGCUGCGCGAAUGGUGGGGGGUACUACCACUACAGCUACUCGGUGGUUCGCAGCGUGGACAGGAUCCUGCCAGUGGACAUCUAUGUGCCUGGCUGUCCGCCAACAGCAGAGGCACUCAUGUACGGGGUCUUUCAGCUGCAGUCCAAAAUGAAACGGACCAAGAUUACACGCAUGUGA